AAUGUAUACGACUCCUCCCUUCUCUCAUAAUUAUUCAAAUCCAGUACUUAUGAAAGAUGAUGUUGGAAAAUCAAAACCCUCUACAUACAAUUUGCCAAAAUAGGAGUUUAUUUAUGGCCUUCCACUUAUAAGGGAUAAAGAAGGAGCAAAGGAAGGUAGUAUUUAUUUAUCUUAUAUCAUUUUAGUAACAAUGACCUGGAAAUUUCAUCAAGAAUCUUAGGAUAGAAUUCCCAAUCGAGAUUUUGCUGAGCUUAAUAAGAUGUCUGUUUUCAAUGGAUCUCUUACUGCUCAUGUAACUUAAAUCAAAUUUCUUUUUAGGAUAUGUAUAAAUUCAGAUAAACCCAUGAUGCUCGAUUAUAAGUCAAAAAAGGCACUAACAUUUAAGCAAUUGAAUUGCCAGAAGAGGAGUUUAGAUAUGGAAGAAAAAACAGGUUAUUAUUAUUUACUAAAUAAAUAAUUUAGACCUUCUACUCCUAUGAAAUUAGUCAUGGGUAAUUCAUAUGGCAUAGAAGCUGCAUCCGUUACCUUAGACAAAUACUACAAAAGAGCUGGCUCAUAAGUAUCACAUAUAUACAUUUAGGAAUAAAAAAUGACAAACACAAUAGUUAGACCAAACAAAGCUUCAUAAUUAUUUCAUGAAAGCAAUCAUAAAAAAUUAGCAGUUAUAAAAGGUACUGAAAAAAAAGAACCUUUUAAGAUGGAAAAAUUUAAGACAGUCAAUGCUAGAACAAAUACAAACCUUAUAGCGAAGAAAGAGUGA
Messenger RNA from Paramecium sonneborni, 760 nucleotides. The record is from the annotation of a GenBank genome assembly. Lineage: Eukaryota; Ciliophora; Oligohymenophorea; Peniculida; Parameciidae.